Messenger RNA from Hypomesus transpacificus, 2350 nucleotides. RefSeq names its product procollagen-proline, 2-oxoglutarate 4-dioxygenase (proline 4-hydroxylase), alpha polypeptide 2 (gene p4ha2). The transcript has 17 exons. Gene Ontology annotation, cellular component: endoplasmic reticulum. Lineage: Eukaryota; Metazoa; Chordata; Actinopteri; Osmeriformes; Osmeridae. Gene Ontology annotation, molecular function: protein binding; L-ascorbic acid binding; iron ion binding. The coding region runs from base 277 to 1947 and encodes 556 amino acids. Gene Ontology annotation, biological process: peptidyl-proline hydroxylation to 4-hydroxy-L-proline. The record is from RefSeq and is a predicted model, not a curated record.
UGUGUCUUCCUGCCCGACAUGAGAGGAGGUUCUGUACGUGGCAGCGAAAAAAAAUCCUUACAUUUUCAGUAACCCCGGGGUGCCUUGAACAUAUCUUCACAUUCCGUUAAUGGUGAAGCACAUCGUACUAAGGGAAAAGUCACAUAGUGUUCCAGAUGGAUAUCUUCUUCUGGAAAGAAGACUAGCUGGAUCAAGAACACCUCACUAGAGAUUACCCAGAGGAGUUCUGUGUAAUGUAGAUAGCACAAUCCCAAGAGUUUGUUCAGCAUAACAACGAUGAAGUGCCUACCAUUCCUAACCUGGGCUCUGGUCUGCUCCUGUUGUUGGCGAGUGCAAGCGGAGAUCUUCUCCUCUAUAGGUCAAAUGACGGACCUGAUCUUCACGGAGAAGGAGCUGGUCCAAUCCCUGAAGGAGUACAUCAAAGCGGAGGAGGCCAAAUUAGCAGCUGUCAAGAGCUGGGCCAACAAGCUGGAAGCAUUGACCCGGGCCUCGACCUCUGACCCUGAAGGCUACCUGGCCCACCCGGUCAACGCCUACAAGCUGAUGAAGAGACUCAACACUGAGUGGGCGCAGCUGGAGAGCCUGGUUCUGCAGGACCCCUCAGAUGGGUUCAUCUCCAACAUGUCGGUGCACAGGCAGUUCUUCCCAGAUGAGGAGGAUGAGAAAGGGGCUGCCAAGGCCCUGAUGCGCCUCCAGGACACAUAUAAACUGGACUCGGAAAGCUUCUCCAAAGGCAAGCUGCCAGGGAUGCACUCCAACGCCCUGCUGACGGUGGACGACUGCUACGACAUGGGGAAGACGGCGUACAACGAGGCGGACUACUACCACGCCGUGCUGUGGAUGCAGCAGGCCCUGCGGCAGAUGGACGCCGGCGAGGACGCCGUGGUGACCAAGGCGGACGUGCUGGACUACCUGAGCUACUCGGUCUACCAGAUGAACGACCUGCCCCGCGCCAUCGAGCUCACGCGGCGCCUCGUCGCCAUCGACUCCGACCACCAGAGGGCAGGAGGGAACCUGCGCUACUUUGAGCGUCUGCUCGCCAAGCAGCUGUUGGAGCAGAACCAGGAGUCCCAGCCGCCCGUCUCUGAGGAGCCCAUCCAGUUGGGAACCUACGCCCGGCCCAAGGACUACCUGCCCGAAAGGGAGACCUACGAGGCCCUGUGCAGGGGCGAGGGAGUCAAGAUGACCACCGCGAAGCAGAGCCGCCUGUUCUGCCGUUACCACGACGGCAACCGGAACCCCCGUCUGCUACUGAAGCCGAUGCUGGAGGAGGACGAGUGGGACAGCCCCCACAUCGUACGCUACCUGAACGCCCUGUCAGACCUGGAGAUCGAGAAGAUCAAGGAGCUGGCCAAGCCCAGGCUUGCCAGAGCCACAGUUCGAGACCCCAAAACAGGCGUCCUGACCACAGCCAACUACCGAGUAUCAAAGAGUGCGUGGCUGGAGGGGGAGGAGGACCCUAUCAUUGAGCGCGUCAACCAGAGGAUACAGGACAUCACAGGUCUGACAGUACAGACUGCAGAGCUGCUUCAGGUCGCUAACUACGGGGUCGGAGGGCAGUAUGAGCCCCACUUUGACUUCUCCAGGCGUCCUUUUGACAACCUCCAGGUCGAUGGAAAUAGACUUGCUACCUUCCUCAACUACAGAGAUGAGCCCGAUGCUUUCAAAACAUUAGGCACUGGAAAUCGCGUGGCCACUUUCUUGAAUUACAUGACUGAUGUUGAGGCUGGAGGAGCCACGGUCUUCCCAGACUUUGGAGCAGUCAUCUGGCCUAGAAAGGGAACUGCAGUCUUCUGGUACAACCUCUUCAGGAGUGGGGAGGGAGACUACAGGACUAGGCAUGCUGCUUGUCCUGUGUUAGUAGGAAGUAAAUGGGUGUCCAACAAGUGGAUCCAUGAGAGAGGCCAGGAGUUCAGGAGACCCUGUGGCCUGACAGAAGUGGACUGAGGCUGUUCUUGCCAUCUAGAAUCACACACCCCUUGCAGUGCCUUGGGCAGCGAUCCAAACUCUCCGAAAACGCAUACAUACAGACACACACACACACACACUCAGGUCUUGGAUUGUGAGCUGAGACAUCCCUUUUUGUUUUCUCGCAUAACUCUGAAAAUGUAUAGACGGUUUGGCGAAUGUAUGUGUAGGACCUUAAAGGGCUCAAAUGUUUGUUUUUAUAAUAAUUUGUGUUUUGGAAAUGGUGUCUUUUGAUGUAAGUGACCUUUGCAUAAGUAAAUACUGACAAAAAAACAUAUCAUUAAGAAAUGUCAUCUUUUCAUUCUCAUUUAUUUAUAGACUUAAAUUAUUACACUGUUUUGGAACUUUGAGAAGAAUGAGCAUUAAACAGUGUGUUUUAUUA